UUUCCUUCCAGGGCCGUUUCUGAUAUAUGUUGGGUACCAUAGAGUGAAUCUCAGAACAGGAAGCGGAGGCAUGAGCAAAGAGGAUUCUGGAAAGGUCUCUUUGUUUUCAUGUCCACAGAGAAAGCAAGAAAAAAAAUUGAAUGUAAUUUGCAAAUCCCUGUGGCCCAAAUCUGAAGAACUACAGGGGGUGGCACGUUCCAUUCUAACCAUCUUGGAUGCUGUCCUUUGUUGAGCUGUGAUUCCUAAGGCUCUCCAUCAGGCAAUUCUUAUGCAAGAAGCUAAACGUAAUUAAAUGUGCAGGAUGAAAAGAUGGCCCAGGCACUGCUGGUACCCCCGGGACCUGAGAGCUUCCGCCCUUUCACUCGAGAAUCUCUUGCUGCUAUCGAAAAGCGUGCUGCAGAAGAGAAAGCCAAGAAACCCAAGAAAGAACAAGACAUUGAUGAUGAGAACAAACCAAAGCCAAACAGUGACUUGGAAGCUGGGAAGAACCUUCCAUUUAUUUAUGGAGACAUUCCUCCAGAGAUGGUGUCGGAGCCUCUGGAGGACCUGGACCCCUACUACGUCAGUAAGAAAACUUUUGUAGUGUUGAAUAAAGGGAAGGCAAUUUUUCGAUUCAGCGCCACCUCCGCCUUGUAUAUUUUAACUCCACUAAACCCUAUUAGGAAAAUUGCUAUUAAGAUUUUGGUACACUCUUUAUUCAGCAUGCUUAUCAUGUGCACUAUUUUGACCAACUGUGUAUUUAUGACGUUGAGUAAUCCUCCAGACUGGACAAAGAAUGUAGAGUAUACAUUCACUGGGAUCUAUACCUUUGAGUCACUCAUAAAGAUCUUGGCAAGAGGAUUUUGCUUAGAAGAUUUCACAUUCCUUCGUGACCCAUGGAACUGGCUGGAUUUCAGUGUCAUCGUGAUGGCAUAUGUGACAGAGUUUGUGGACCUGGGCAAUGUCUCAGCGCUGAGAACGUUCAGAGUUCUCCGAGCAUUGAAAACAAUAUCAGUCAUUCCAGGUUUAAAGACCAUCGUGGGGGCCCUGAUCCAGUCGGUGAAGAAGCUGUCUGACGUCAUGAUCCUCACUGUGUUCUGUCUGAGUGUCUUUGCUCUAAUUGGGCUGCAGCUCUUCAUGGGCAACCUGAGGAAUAAAUGCUUGCAGUGGCCCCCAAGCGAUUCUGCUUUUGAAACCAAUACCACUUCCUACUUCAAUGGCACAAUGGAUUCAAAUAGGACGUUUGUUAAUGUAACAAUGAGCACAUUCAGCUGGAAGGAUUAUACCGCAGAUGACAGCCACUUUUAUGUUUUGGAUGGACAAAAAGAUCCUUUACUCUGUGGAAAUGGCUCCGAUGCAGGACAAUGUCCAGAAGGCUACAUCUGUGUGAAGGCCGGACGAAACCCCAACUAUGGCUACACAAGCUUUGACACAUUUAGCUGGGCCUUCUUAUCGUUGUUUCGACUCAUGACUCAAGAUUACUGGGAGAAUCUUUAUCAAUUGACAUUGCGUGCAGCUGGGAAAACGUACAUGAUAUUUUUCGUCCUGGUCAUUUUCUUGGGCUCGUUUUAUUUGGUGAACUUGAUCCUGGCUGUGGUGGCCAUGGCCUAUGAGGAACAGAAUCAGGCCACGUUGGAGGAGGCUGAGCAGAAAGAGGCGGAGUUUCAGCAGAUGUUGGAGCAAUUGAAAAAGCAGCAGGAGGAGGCUCAGGCAGUGGCUGCAGCCUCGGCAGCAUCCAGAGACUUCAGUGGGAUAGGAGGAUUAGGAGAACUACUGGAGAGUUCUUCAGAAGCUUCCAAGUUGAGCUCCAAGAGUGCCAAGGAGUGGAGGAACCGGAGGAAGAAGAGGAGACAGAGGGAGCACUUGGAGGGAAACCACAGAACCGAAGGAGACAGGUUUCCCAAGUCGGAAUCAGAAGACAGCGUCAAGCGAAGGAGCUUCCUGUUCUCCCUAGAUGGGAACCCGCUGACCAGCGACAAGAAGCUGUGCUCUCCCCAUCAGUCGCUCUUGAGUAUCCGUGGCUCCCUGUUUUCCCCAAGACGCAAUAGCAAAACGAGCAUUUUCAGCUUCAGAGGUCGGGCGAAGGACGUGGGGUCUGAGAAUGACUUUGCUGAUGAUGAGCACAGCACCUUUGAAGAUAGCGAGAGCAGGAGAGACUCACUGUUUGUGCCGCACAGACCUGGAGAGCGACGCAACAGUAACGUUAGUCAGGCCAGUAUGUCAUCCAGGAUGGUGCCAGGGCUUCCAGCAAAUGGGAAGAUGCACAGCACUGUGGAUUGCAAUGGUGUGGUUUCCUUGGUGGGUGGACCCUCAGCUCUUACGUCACCUACUGGACAGCUUCUGCCAGAGGGUACCACCACUGAAACAGAAAUCAGGAAGAGAAGGCUAAGUUCUUACCAGAUUUCGAUGGAAAUGCUGGAGGAUUCCUCUGGAAGACAAAGAGCCAUGAGCAUAGCCAGUAUCCUGACCAACACCAUGGAGGAACUUGAAGAAUCUAGACAGAAGUGUCCACCAUGCUGGUAUAGAUUUGCCAAUGUGUUCUUGAUCUGGGACUGCUGUGAUGCAUGGUUAAAAGUGAAGCAUCUUGUGAAUUUAAUUGUGAUGGAUCCAUUUGUUGAUCUUGCCAUAACAAUUUGCAUUGUGUUAAAUACACUGUUUAUGGCCAUGGAACACUAUCCCAUGACUGACCAGUUCAGCAGCGUGUUGACCGUGGGAAACCUGGUCUUCACAGGGAUUUUCACAGCCGAAAUGGUCCUUAAAAUCAUUGCAAUGGAUCCCUAUUAUUAUUUCCAAGAGGGCUGGAACAUUUUUGACGGAAUUAUUGUUAGCCUGAGUUUAAUGGAGCUUGGCCUGGCAAACGUGGAGGGGCUGUCUGUGCUUCGGUCCUUCAGACUGCUGCGAGUCUUCAAGUUGGCAAAAUCCUGGCCCACAUUGAAUAUGCUCAUUAAGAUCAUCGGCAACUCGGUGGGCGCACUGGGCAACCUGACCCUGGUGUUGGCCAUCAUUGUCUUCAUUUUUGCCGUGGUCGGCAUGCAGCUGUUUGGAAAGAGCUACAAGGAGUGUGUCUGCAAAAUCAAUGAGGACUGCAAGCUGCCGCGCUGGCACAUGCACGACUUCUUCCACUCCUUCCUGAUCGUGUUCCGUGUGCUGUGUGGGGAGUGGAUAGAGACCAUGUGGGACUGCAUGGAGGUCGCGGGCCAGACCAUGUGCCUUAUUGUGUUCAUGUUGGUCAUGGUGAUUGGGAACCUUGUGGUUCUGAACCUCUUUCUGGCCUUAUUGUUGAGUUCCUUUAGUUCAGACAACCUUGCUGCUACGGACGAUGAUAACGAAAUGAAUAACCUCCAGAUCGCGGUGGGAAGGAUGCAAAAGGGGAUUGAUUAUGUGAAAAAUAAGAUACGGGAGUGCUUCCGAAAAGCUUUUUUUAGAAAGCCGAAAGUGAUAGAAAUCCACGAAGGCAACAAAAUAGACAGCUGCAUGUCCAAUAACACGGGCGUUGAAAUAAGCAAAGAGCUUAACUACCUUAAAGACGGUAAUGGAACCACCAGUGGCGUGGGUACAGGAAGCAGUGUCGAGAAAUACGUAAUCGAUGAAAAUGACUACAUGUCAUUCAUCAACAACCCAAGCCUCACUGUGACUGUGCCAAUUGCUGUGGGAGAGUCUGACUUUGAAAAUUUAAACACGGAAGAGUUCAGCAGUGAGUCAGAACUGGAAGAAAGCAAGGAGAAAUUAAAUGCAACCAGCUCUUCUGAAGGAAGCACGGUUGAUGUUGCUCCACCCCGAGAAGGUGAACAAGCUGAAAUUGAACCUGAGGAGGACCUUAAGCCAGAAGCUUGCUUUACUGAAGGAUGCAUUAAAAAAUUUCCCUUCUGCCAAGUAAGUACAGAAGAAGGUAAAGGAAAAAUCUGGUGGAAUCUUAGGAAGACCUGCUAUAGCAUUGUGGAACACAACUGGUUUGAGACGUUCAUUGUGUUCAUGAUUCUCCUCAGUAGUGGUGCUUUGGCCUUUGAAGAUAUAUACAUCGAGCAACGAAAGACGAUCAAGACCAUGCUGGAGUAUGCGGACAAGGUCUUCACUUACAUCUUUAUCCUGGAGAUGCUCCUCAAAUGGGUGGCCUAUGGAUUUCAAACUUAUUUCACCAAUGCCUGGUGCUGGUUGGACUUCUUGAUUGUUGAUGUUUCUUUGGUUAGCUUGGUAGCCAAUGCUCUUGGUUACUCAGAACUUGGUGCCAUCAAAUCCCUACGCACACUGAGAGCCCUGAGGCCGCUCCGAGCCUUAUCCCGCUUUGAAGGCAUGAGGGUGGUUGUGAAUGCUCUUGUUGGUGCAAUCCCCUCCAUCAUGAAUGUGCUACUGGUGUGCCUCAUCUUCUGGCUGAUCUUCAGUAUCAUGGGUGUGAAUCUGUUUGCUGGAAAGUUCUAUCACUGUGUUAAUAUGACAACGGGCAACAUGUUCGACAUGAGUGAAGUCAACAAUUUCAGUGACUGUCAGGCUCUUGGCAAGCAAGCCCGCUGGAAGAAUGUGAAAGUCAACUUUGACAAUGUUGGGGCUGGCUACCUGGCAUUGCUGCAAGUGGCCACGUUCAAAGGCUGGAUGGAUAUUAUGUAUGCAGCUGUGGAUUCACGGGAUGUCAAACUGCAGCCUGUAUAUGAAGAAAACCUGUACAUGUAUCUGUACUUUGUCAUCUUCAUCAUCUUUGGGUCGUUCUUCACCCUAAAUCUAUUCAUCGGUGUCAUCAUAGACAAUUUCAACCAGCAGAAGAAGAAGUUUGGAGGUCAAGACAUCUUUAUGACAGAAGAACAGAAAAAAUACUACAAUGCAAUGAAGAAACUUGGGUCCAAAAAACCUCAGAAGCCCAUCCCUCGGCCUGCAAACAAAUUUCAAGGGAUGGUCUUUGAUUUUGUAACCAGACAAGUGUUUGACAUCAGCAUCAUGAUCCUCAUCUGCCUCAACAUGGUCACCAUGAUGGUGGAAACGGAUGACCAGAGCAAAUACAUGACCCUGGUUUUGUCCCGAAUCAACCUGGUGUUCAUCGUCCUCUUCACUGGAGAGUUUCUGCUGAAGCUCAUCUCUCUCAGAUACUACUACUUCACAAUAGGGUGGAACAUCUUUGACUUUGUGGUGGUGAUUCUCUCGAUUGUAGGAAUGUUUCUUGCUGAGCUGAUAGAGAAGUAUUUCGUGUCCCCUACCCUGUUCCGAGUCAUCCGCCUGGCCAGGAUUGGACGAAUCCUACGCCUGAUCAAAGGCGCCAAGGGGAUCCGCACACUGCUCUUUGCUCUGAUGAUGUCCCUUCCUGCGCUGUUCAACAUCGGCCUCCUGCUUUUCCUGGUCAUGUUCAUCUACGCCAUCUUUGGAAUGUCCAACUUUGCCUACGUUAAAAAGGAAGCUGGAAUUGAUGACAUGUUCAACUUCGAGACCUUUGGUAACAGCAUGAUCUGUCUAUUCCAGAUCACCACCUCUGCAGGCUGGGAUGGACUGCUGGCCCCCAUUCUCAACAGUGCACCUCCCGACUGUGACCCCGAUGCAAUUCACCCUGGAAGCUCAGUGAAGGGAGACUGUGGGAACCCAUCUGUGGGGAUUUUCUUUUUUGUCAGCUACAUCAUCAUAUCCUUCCUGGUUGUGGUGAACAUGUACAUCGCUGUCAUUCUGGAGAACUUCAGCGUUGCCACUGAAGAAAGUGCAGAGCCCCUGAGCGAGGACGACUUUGAGAUGUUCUACGAGGUCUGGGAGAAGUUUGACCCUGAUGCCACUCAGUUCAUAGAGUUCUGCAAGCUCUCUGACUUUGCAGCGGCUCUGGAUCCUCCCCUCCUCAUCGCAAAGCCAAACAAAGUCCAGCUCAUUGCCAUGGACCUGCCCAUGGUGAGUGGAGACCGCAUCCACUGCCUGGACAUCUUAUUUGCUUUUACAAAGCGGGUCCUGGGUGAAAGUGGAGAGAUGGACGCUCUUCGAAUCCAGAUGGAAGAUCGGUUCAUGGCUUCCAAUCCCUCCAAGGUCUCUUAUGAGCCCAUUACCACCACUCUGAAACGCAAACAAGAGGAGGUGUCCGCUACUAUCAUUCAACGUAAUUACAGAUGUUAUCUUUUAAAGCAAAGGUUAAAAAACAUAUCAAGUAAAUAUGACAAAGAGACAAUCAAGGGGAGGAUUGACUUGCCUAUAAAAGGAGAUGUGGUUAUUGACAAAUUAAAUGGGAAUUCCACCCCGGAAAAGACGGAUGGCAGUUCCUCUACCACCUCUCCUCCUUCCUAUGACAGUGUAACAAAACCAGAUAAGGAAAAGUUUGAGAAAGACAAACCAGAAAAAGAAAGCAAAGGGAAAGAGGUCAGAGAGAAUCAAAAGUAAAAAUAAGAAACAAAGAAAUGUCUUUGUAAUCAAUUGUUUACAGCCUCUGAAGGUAAAGUGUCUGUGUCAACUGGACUCUACAGAGAGGUCCACGCCAAACUGACUGUUUCAACAAAUACUCAAGGUCAGUGCCUAUACCAGACAGUGACCUCUGUCACUGCCACUCUGUGAGACAGGGUAUCAACAUUGACAAGAGGUUGCUGCUUCCAUUACCAGCUGACACUGCUGAGGGGAACUCCAUUGUGAAAGUGACUGUCAUCAUGCCACCAAACACCAUUAGUACAACGCUCCUGUCAUCUAUUUUUAACAUUCACAUUUGCCAUAUUUUUACAAAAUCUGUCCUGGUGUAUCUUCCUGAUCCCUACUUCAUAGUCUGUUCAUACUAUGUCACUAUUUUUGUAAAUGAAGUUUACGUUAAGGGAAAAUAUAUAUAAGAAUCCCGUGUUGCUAAGUCCACAAGUUUCUCCAGUAAUCAUAAAAAAAAAAUAUUUUGCCUGAGAGAUGAAAUUAUUGCUCAAAACUAAGGAAAAGUAAAUUCUAAUGUUAACAGUUUCAAAUAUUUCCACUUCCUGGAUGGUGUUAGCUUCCAAGUAUUUUAGCCUGUUAUGUUUGUUUAUAUCUGAGCAGUUAUGUGCCUGUAAAGACUCCUCUAAUAUUUAAAGGAUUAUUUUUAUGCAAAAUAUUUUGUUUCAACAAGUGCAAAUUUUAUUCUAAGUUUCAGAGUUCUAUAUUUAAUUUUAGUUAAAUGUCCUCCCUCCAGAAAAAAAAAACAUAUUUAAUAUUUCUGUUCUGAAUAAAAAAAAAAAUCUAUCCAAAGUAUCACCUUAGAAUAGCUGUUCCACUUAAGGUGGUAGGAUUUCUUUGCCAUCUUCUGCUCUCAGCAAAACUGACAAUUUACGUCAAUUAGAUACCCUCUGUUAUGUAAAUAGUUAUUUUAUCCUGUGGUGCAUGUUUGGGCAAAUAUAUAUAUAAACGUAUAUAUAGCCUAAUACACAAAUUCUAUUAAAUCAAAUAUGUACCACAGUGUAUGUGUCUUUUGCAAGCUUCCAACAGGGCGGUAUCCUGUGCCAUUCAUUACACAGAAAUAAUUGGGAGGCUCUCACUAAUGCAUGCUAAUAUUGCCUAUGCUGCUCUAUUUUAAUCAAUCCAUUUAUCACAGUUUUGGUAAGAAGAGUCACAUGUUGGUGGUAGAAUGAAUUCAAUCUGCUCUCUGUCUUCAUGUCAAAAAAUUCUCAUUGAUAUUGCUUUAAAACACCUUUAUUUUUGCAUUGUUAAUUCAACUUGAGUAUCACAAUGUGUCUUUAUUAAUUUAAAGGAGACACACUGUAUAGGGCCUAUGACCAAAUCCUAUACUUCAUAGUUUCCUAAAAAAUGAAAAAAAAAGUCCAGAAUUUGUUUAAAUAUAAAUAAUGUAAAAUAUGAUCAGUUUUCUUUGUCAGCAUUUGUACAUAAGAAAAUUAUUUUCAGGUUAAUGACAUGGCAAUUUAUUUUACCUUAUCCUUUUGCUUCUUAUUUUUAAAUCAAAACUCCAAACUUUUACAUCCAAAAGACUUUUCAGCAGAUAAUUUCCUAAAAUAAAAGUUAGACAAUGGGUUUUGUGGAUUUCUUUGUUAUAAUCUAUUUUCUACCAUUCUAAUAAGUGAUAUGUUGGUCAAAAUCUCCAGCCCUAACCUUUUUCUACCAACUCUGGCUGCCUGCAGAGAAACUGUCCCUCAUGGAAGUUUGGUUUUUUUUUAACUCGACUUUUGUAGUAUUUGCAGAUGCAGACUAGGCUUAUUUUUUUAAAUCCUGCUGCACUAAAGCCAUCAUGGAUAUAACAUGGGCUCUGGCCAUCAUGGAUAUAACAUGGGCUCUGGCCAUCAUGGAUAUAACAUGGGCUCUAGCCAUCAUGGAUAUAACAUGGGCUCUGUCCAUCACGGAUAUAACAUGGGCUCUGUCUAUCACAGAUAUAACAUGGGCUCUGUCCAUCAUGGAUAUAACAUGGGCUCUGUCCUUUUUAACCAGGAACAAAGUGGGAACGCUGUGCAAUUGCCUAGCAUAAUACAACUCUUUUCUUCUUUUUCUUCUUUUUUUUUCACAAACCAAAAGUUUCAUGUUCAUUCCUUUUACAAAAUAUUUACUGUAGUGUACUGAUGAACUGCAUGCAGGGAAUUGCUACUACUAAAAGAAUGAUGAGCUACUUCAUUAUUGAGCCAAAAGAAUAAAUAUUUCAUUGUUUUUUUUUUCUGUAUCUCAUUUGUUGGACUGAGUUUUUGGUUUGUUUUUGGUUUGGUUUGUUUUGUUUUUUAAGUUAUCAGCAGGUAAAAAUUUACACAACUAAAGAAAACCUGUAUUUGAUUUGACAUUUGUAUCCAUAGAAGUUCACAUGAGUUUUGUAACACCCUGCGACAUUAUCUACUGAGAAGUUUGUCAAAAUAAAGACUAGUUAAAAGCA
Molecule: messenger RNA, 8746 nt
Organism: Mastomys coucha (southern multimammate mouse)
Lineage: Eukaryota; Metazoa; Chordata; Mammalia; Rodentia; Muridae
Gene: Scn3a
Product: sodium voltage-gated channel alpha subunit 3
Exons: 27
Coding region: 310-6312 (2000 amino acids)
Biological process (GO): sodium ion transmembrane transport; membrane depolarization during action potential; neuronal action potential
Cellular component (GO): axon; voltage-gated sodium channel complex; plasma membrane
Molecular function (GO): voltage-gated sodium channel activity; protein binding
Source: RefSeq, a predicted model, not a curated record